This is a messenger RNA of Sinocyclocheilus grahami, 2616 nucleotides long. It is a transcript of the gene lrrc8aa, whose product is annotated as leucine rich repeat containing 8 VRAC subunit Aa. Gene Ontology annotation, molecular function: protein binding. The transcript is spliced from 7 exons. Gene Ontology annotation, cellular component: cytoplasm. NCBI's taxonomy places the organism in Eukaryota, Metazoa, Chordata, Actinopteri, Cypriniformes, Cyprinidae. The coding region runs from base 141 to 2525 and encodes 794 amino acids. The record is from RefSeq and is a predicted model, not a curated record.
UAUCCGCGUUCCUCAACUCUUUCCUCGGGCUGCGGGAGUGUGAGGCUGCCGCUGUGGAUCGUGGAUCAGAGGAAAGACAUGUAUCAGUUAUGCGCCACAGGAGCCAGAGAUCCACUCAGUAACGAGGCCGGUAAACUGUCAUGAUUCCCAUCACUGAGUUGCGAUACUUCGCUGAUACACAGCCGGCGUAUCGUAUCCUGAAACCAUGGUGGGACGUGUUCACAGACUACAUCUCCAUCGUCAUGCUGAUGAUCGCGGUGUUCGGUGGCACGCUGCAGGUCACGCAGGACAAAAUGAUUUGCCUGCCGUGCAAAUGGGUCGUCAACCAGACCUGCCAACAACUCAACGUCAGCGUGCCGCUUAAUGCCGAGCCCAAGGGCAUCCAGUACGACCUCGACAGACACCAGUACAACUACGUGGACGCCGUGUGUUACGAGAACAAGCUGCACUGGUUCGCAAAGUACUUCCCGUAUCUGGUGCUGCUGCACACGCUGAUCUUUCUAGCGUGUAGUAACUUCUGGUUUAAGUUUCCGCGGACCAGUUCGAAGCUGGAGCAUUUCGUGUCGAUCCUGCUGAAGUGUUUCGACUCGCCGUGGACGACGCGGGCGCUUUCUGAGACGGUGGUGGAGGAGAGCGAUCCGAAGCCGGCGGGGAAGAUGAACGGCUCGAUGGAUAAGAAAACCUCCAGUGUCAGCGACCAGGAUGUGGAAGCAAGCGUUCCCAUGCUGCAGAGGACCAAGUCCCGCAUCGAGCAGGGCAUCGUGGACCGUUCGGAGACGGGCGUCUUGGAAAAGAAGGAAGGAGAGCAGGCCAAGGCGCUGUUUGAGAAGGUGAAGAAGUUCCGUAUCCACGUGGAGGAGGGUGACAUCGUUCACCGUCUUUACAUCCGCCAAAUCAUCAUCAAAGUCAUCCAGUUCCUCAUCAUCAUCUGCUACACCAUGUACUACGUCCACCACAUCAAGUUCAGUGUGCCGUGCACCGUGGACAUCGAGCGGCUGACCGGUUAUCGCACGUACCACUGCGCCCAUCCUCUGGCCACGCUCUUUAAGAUCCUGGCCUGCUUCUACAUCAGCCUGGUGGUGGUUUACGGUCUCAUCUGCAUGUACACGCUGUACUGGAUCAUCAGCCGCUCGCUAAAGCGCUACUCCUUCGAGUCCAUUCGUGAGGAGAGCAGCUACAGCGACAUCCCCGACGUCAAGAACGACUUCGCCUUCAUGCUGCACAUGAUCGAUCAGUACGACCCGCUGUACUCCAAGCGCUUUGCCGUCUUCCUGUCGGAGGUCAGCGAGAACAAACUGCGACAGCUGAACCUGAAUAACGAAUGGACUCUGGAGAAACUCAGACAGAGGAUAACCAAAAACUCGCAGGAGAAGCUGGAGCUGCACCUCUUCAUGCUGAGCGGCAUCCCGGACACAGUGUUUGACCUGGUCGAGCUGGAGGUGCUGAAAUUGGAGCUGAUCCCUGAUGUUACGAUCCCGCCCAUAAUCGCACAGCUGUGUAACCUGAGGGAGAUGUGGCUUUACCACACGCCGGCCAAAAUCGAGGCUCCUGCUCUGGCCUUCCUCCGCGAGAACCUCAAAUCACUACACAUAAAGUUCACAGACAUUAAGGAGAUCCCACUGUGGAUCUACAGCCUCAAGAACCUCAGCGAGCUUCAUCUGACCGGAAACCUCAGCGCGGAUAACAACCGAUUCAUCGUCAUCGACGGCCUGCGGGAGCUCAAGAGGCUCAAGGUCCUGCGGCUGAAGAGCAACCUCACUAAACUGCCUCAGGUGGUGACGGACGUUGGCGUUCACUUGCAGAAGCUCUCCAUCAAUAACGAAGGGACCAAACUGAUGGUUCUGAACAGUCUGAAGAAGAUGAUGAACCUGACGGAGCUGGAGCUGCUGCGCUGUGAUCUAGAGCGGAUCCCGCACUCCAUAUUCAGCCUGCACAAUCUACAGGAGAUCGAUCUGAAAGACAACAACUUGAAGACCAUUGAGGAGAUCAUCAGCUUCCAGCAUCUCCACAGACUGGUGUGCCUCAAGCUCUGGUACAACCAGAUCGCCUAUAUCCCCAUCCAGAUCGGCACCCUCACCAACCUGGAGCGCCUCUACCUGAACAGGAACAAGAUCGAGAAGAUUCCUGCCCAGCUCUUCUUCUGCAGGAAGCUGCGUUACCUGGACCUCAGCCACAACAACCUGACCAGCAUCCCUGCAGACAUCGGCUUCCUGCAGAACCUGCAGUACUUUGCGGUGACAGCCAACAGAAUCGAGGCGCUGCCACCCGAGUUGUUCCAGUGUAAGAAGCUGCGGACGCUGAAUCUGGGAAAUAACUGCCUUACGGUGCUGCCGUCACGUUUCGGAGAGUUAACCGGCCUCAUGCAGCUGGAGCUCCGCGGAAACCGGCUGGAGGGAUUACCGGUGGAGCUCUCCGAAUGUCGCCUUCUCAAGCGCUCCGGGCUGAUCGUAGAAGAGGACCUCUUCAACACCUUGCCGCCGGAGGUCAAGGAGCAGCUGUGGAGAACCGAUAAAGAACAAGCCUGAGCGAGACAGAGGAACUCUUAAAGGCAUAGUCCACCCAAAAAUUUACAUUUGCUGAAAAUCUACUCCCCCCUCAGGCCAUCCAAGAUGUAGA